AUGACAGCCAGAAUGAGUAGUUCACCUAAGAGCAGCAGAUUCAAGAUGGAAGUUAGUGUGGAUGACCAAUUUAUACCGGAUAUUUUGCUGCUUGGUGGAGUGUUCGGCAGAAGAAUCAAGUGUUUAAAUUUACAAACUCAUGAACGUGCCAAUUUCCACAGGAAGAAAGCAAAUGCAAUCAUUAGUAAGUGGAUAAAAGAGGGCCUGAACAGGAAUACAUUUCAUGAUAUCCAACAAUCAAAUGCUGCAAUCCUGAUAGAAAAAUACAAUCUCAAACAACAAACAGAGUCAUCAGAACUUCAUGUUAACCAUGCAGAAUGUUUAUCAUCCAACUCAGCUCCACAUACUGAAGUCGAAGAAUGCUUACCUCAAGAUUUUCAACCAGUACCAAUAGGUAUGGUGUACUAAAUUGGUGAAAGAGUUUAGUUAUCGAGAAUGGUCAUAAUUGUUUAGAAAUAAAAACACUUUUUAUCUUUAUAGACAUUCAUGCUGAGGUUACAGAUUCCAUUGAGGA
This is a messenger RNA of Daphnia magna, 514 nucleotides long. RefSeq lists its product as uncharacterized. The record is from RefSeq and is a predicted model, not a curated record. The transcript is spliced from 2 exons. Lineage: Eukaryota; Metazoa; Arthropoda; Branchiopoda; Diplostraca; Daphniidae. The coding region runs from base 1 to 408 and encodes 135 amino acids.